CCCGCGUCCCCGAGGCCGCUGGCCCGGCCCCGCCCCGUGGAGGCCAGCCCCGCCCGUUACCCCGCCGCGAGCCCCCGCCGAGAGCCCGGUCCGGCCCCCUGGCUGCGUCGGCCGCAGGGACCGCUGCUCGGGGCCUCCGCCGGCCGCGUCCGCUCCCGCCCGGGACCAUGGCCGCCGAGGGGGCGCGGCACCUGCUCUUUCAGUCUCACAUGGCAACAAAAACAACUUGUAUAUCCUCACAAGUUUCUGAUGAUGAACAGAGACGUUCAGUAGGAGGACUAGCACUGCUUUUGCUGGGCGUGCUUACCGAGCUCGGUGGACGUGGAGAGCUCCUUUAAUGACGGAGAGCAGGAAGUGUCUGGGCGGCCCUGUCACAUGCCUUCCUAAGUGUGCACUCCGACUAUCAUGCUUCCAGGUCCUUCUCACUGUGCCCGUGCAGGAGGAAUGUGUUUGGUAAUUCAGAUUAAAAUCUAUAAUAAAAAAGAGGGAGUAAAUUUAACUUGGUGAAAGAGCAAAAAAGAGAAAAUGUUCGUUCUUUAGCUAUGGGUGGCCAUGUUGGUUUUGAGAGUUUGCCUGAUCAGCUGGUCAACAGAUCCAUCCAGCAAGGCUUCUGUUUUAAUAUUCUCUGUGUGGGGGAGACUGGAAUUGGAAAAUCAACGCUAAUUGACACAUUGUUUAAUACUAAUUUUGAAGACCAUGAAUCCUCACAUUUUUACCCACAUGUUAAACUUAAAGCUCAGACAUAUGAACUCCAGGAAAGUAAUGUUCGAUUAAAAUUGACCAUUGUGAAUACAGUGGGAUUUGGUGACCAAAUAAACAAAGAAGAGAGCUACCAGCCAAUAGUUGACUACAUAGAUGCUCAGUUUGAGGCUUAUCUCCAAGAAGAGCUGAAGAUUAAGCGCUCCCUCUGUACCUACCACGACUCCCGCGUCCACGUGUGCCUCUACUUCAUCUCUCCCACAGGCCACUCCCUGAAGACGCUGGACCUCUUAACCAUGAAGAGCCUCGACAGCAAAGUGAACAUUAUACCAGUGAUUGCCAAAGCAGAUGCAAUUUCUAAAAGUGAAUUACAUAAGUUUAAGAUCAAGCUCAUGAGUGAAUUGGUCAGCAAUGGUGUCCAGAUAUACCAGUUUCCAACAGAUGAUGAAACUAUUGCUAAAAUCAAUGCUUCAAUGAAUGGACAUCUGCCAUUUGCUGUUGUAGGAAGUAUGGAUGAAGUAAAAGUUGGAAAUAAGAUGGUCAAAGCUCGCCAGUACCCUUGGGGUGUUGUACAAGUGGAAAAUGAAAACCAUUGUGACUUUGUAAAGCUCCGGGAAAUGCUCAUUUGUACAAACAUGGAGGAUCUGCGAGAACAGACCCACACGAGGCACUAUGAACUUUACAGGCGUUGCAAACUGGAGGAAAUGGGCUUGACAGAUGUGGGCCCAGAGAAUAAGCCGCUCAGUCUUCAAGAGACCUAUGAAGCCAAAAGACACGAAUUUUAUGGUGAACUUCAGAGGAAGGAAGAAGAAAUGAAGCAGAUGUUUGUGCAGCGAGUAAAGGAGAAAGAAGCCAUCCUGAAAGAAGCUGAGAGAGAGCUACAGGCCAAAUUUGAGCACCUUAAAAGAGUUCACCAAGAAGAGAGAAUGAAGCUUGAAGAAAAGAGAAGACUGUUGGAAGAAGAAAUAAUUGCUUUCUCUAAAAAGAAAGCUACCUCCGAGAUAUACCAGAACCAGACCUUCAUGGCAUCAGGCAGCAACCUGAGGAAGGACAAGGACCGGAAGAACUCCAAUUUUAUGUAAAACAAAGGUUCCAGAUCACAGAAAGUCAUCACAAGCAAACGUUAUUAAAAUGUUAGAAGUGUGCUUUGA
Molecule: messenger RNA, 1850 nt
Organism: Equus quagga
Lineage: Eukaryota; Metazoa; Chordata; Mammalia; Perissodactyla; Equidae
Gene: SEPTIN10
Product: septin 10
Exons: 12
Coding region: 543-1781 (412 amino acids)
Biological process (GO): cytoskeleton-dependent cytokinesis
Cellular component (GO): septin ring; microtubule cytoskeleton; septin complex
Molecular function (GO): molecular adaptor activity; GTPase activity; GTP binding
Source: RefSeq, a predicted model, not a curated record